Molecule: messenger RNA, 3920 nt
Organism: Athalia rosae (coleseed sawfly)
Lineage: Eukaryota; Metazoa; Arthropoda; Insecta; Hymenoptera; Athaliidae
Product: transmembrane protein 59-like
Exons: 4
Coding region: 183-1046 (287 amino acids)
Source: RefSeq, a predicted model, not a curated record
UGUUUAAUUCAAGCAUUGUCUCGUCCAAUCAAAUUGGUUCCCACCAUAAUUAAAUCGAUAUUUACUCGAUUAUUCACCUAACGCCGUCCUUGUUUGAUAACGCCAUCCUUUUUUAGCGAAUUAUUUUCAUGCAGUGUCAAGGGUAGGGGUAGUGGUCUGCGACAUUUGAGCGCUGCCUUGCAAUGGAAAGAAAUAAAGAAAUAGUUGCCAUAUUUCUCGUAUUAAUUGUUGACUUAGUUUACGCUGACGUGUAUUAUAACUUCGUUAAUAGAGGAGACCCGUGCGUAGCUUUAUGUGACAAAACUCCACUGUCUUUCAGUGAUACCAAUUACCUCAAAUCCUGUUGCCAGCGAGGAUGUACCUUCUUUAGACUCGUUGAUCUGCGUCAUGGAUUGGAACCUGGUAGUUUGAAUAGUACCAGAGAUGCGUGCGAAGCUUCUUGCAUCGAAGCGUAUUCUUCACCUCAAGAUCGCUAUGCCUGUAACACUGGCUGCGAGUUUAUGGCCAAACAACAUGUAUCGGAGCUUGUAACCUUAUUUUCCGUUGCCAUUUAUGUGGAGGAGGGUCCCGAUUCCAGCAUUUUGCUGAUGUCCCCAGAUAUGCCGGAAAGUGAUAUUCUCACUGAUCCAGGACUCAGGAAAGAACUUCUUCCUGGAUGGUGGGAUUCUGAGGGAUUUAAACUUCCACAAACUUAUAUCAAAACUGUACCCAUAGAUUCCGGGGCUGUUGAUUAUGGUAUCCCAUCGGACUACUCUGGGGAAGCUGAGCAAUCAGCCUCCAUUCCCGGGUCUGAUUGGCUGCAGUGUGCCUCACGACAUACUGGGAUGCCGCAAUGGGUAAUGGCUGCAUCAAUGGUGGCAGUUGCGUUGUCUGCCCUGUGGCUAUGUUUGUCAUCUGAUAAAUCAACUGAUACUCAGUCUGAAGAAAUAACAAAUGAAAAGUCAAGCCCUCCGAAUAAGCUGACUAUACUCAUACUAGAUGAGGCCCCAUUGAAUAAAAUCCCACCACCAAAAUACAGCGAAAUUGAUAUGAAUUGCAAACUUUAGAUUGUUGACAUUUUAUUUAAAUAAUUAGAUUAAUUUUGAGAGUUUUGCAAUAUUAAAUUAUUAAAAAAAUGCUUCACACACAAAACAUGAAUAAUACAGCAUGAAUUUAUUUGUGUAUCAGGAUACUUUUCUUUUAAUUAGCAUACCCAAUUCAGACUUGAAAACAUUCUCCAUACUUGUAUCCAAGUAAAUGGAAUAUUUUCAGUAGAAAAGAUAGACGUAGCCUCCCAAAUGUUGAAAUAAUCGAAGGAAGCAUUCAUAUGAGGGAAAGCAAAAAAUCAUUUUCUGUUGCAUGGUGAAUGUGGAUUAUUGACUGUAUUUCAAAAUUUUUAUGUCAAUGUAGCAAGUAUCGGAAAGAACAUUCCCAAUCAGAUGAAACAACUUAAAUAAUCUAAGAUAAAAAUUUAAACGCAUUCGACCAAAUAUUUUCAGACACAAAGUAUAAAAACAAGUAUUUACAAUAAAGAAGAAUAAUUUCCUUCAUCUCACAUGGAAACUCUUUAAAUUUAUAUAUUAGUGAGCAGUUCUGUUAUUUUGCCAUGAAUCGUGAUGAAUCAAAAACUCAACAAAUCUGGAUCAAAGAUCACUUGUGUGUCUAAUCUAUCUUAAUUAUAUCCCAUGAAAGGUUAUAGCCUUGGAUAUUGUCUGUUGCCUCUGAAUCGGUUACCCGGGUUAAAAAUGAACUUACAGUUUGAACUGUAUCAUAUUUUGGUACUGAAGUUUAGAUUUCAUGAGUUAUGUUCAGCAGCAAAUUUUAAUGUCUGGAAAUCUUUCGCUUCGACUUUCAUAGUAUAAAUAUAGUUGUCGGGAGUAUUUGCUGCUGUAUAAAAUUCGAGUUCCAUGCAAAAAAGAAACAUUUGUCUCUUCAGGAUAAGGUUGGGAUUGAAAGUUGAACUUAUAAGAGAAAAAUAUAUUGAAAGCCACACUUAUACUUUUCCCACGUAACUGUGAUUAAGGUUCCAAAGAUACACUGUUGUAUGUUUUCUUGUGCAUGUAUCAAUGCUUGACCAAUUUGAAUUUCAAAUUUCAAAUAUUUUGUACCCAAUUGCAUUAGCUUGCUCAAAUUAGUUUUGCAUGUUGUAUUUGUACUUAUUAAAUCUAAUAUACAUGCCAUGUGUAAAAAUCUAGAUUUGUAUGCAUUUAAAACAAAAAAAAAAAAUGAUUAACAAGUCAUUCUUGAUCCCAAUUAGAAAAAAGUUUACGGUCGUAGUAAUGUCUAGGCGUUAAACUUUCGAAAGUAAUUACUCGUACUACUCUAAGUCACCGAACAAUCAGGAGAUCACUCGCGAUACAACAUAGAUUGGCACCUCAAGUUGGAUGAAAUCAAAAUAAGUUAUUCAAAAAUAAGGUUUCCAAUUAGAAAUACAAAUCUUAGGUCUGUUGCCUAAUACACGUCAAGUGUGCAUGCAUAUCCACACACAAUUACGAAUAUGUUUAAUAAAUAUUUAACUAUAUGUAUAUAGAUACAUAUUAUGAUAUUGAAUAAUUUUAUAAAAAUUAACCAGCGUAAAACCUGCACAGAAUAUCUAUGAGUUUAAAUAUUUUCUGUAUCACGUAUGAACUUUAGACGAAUCGGAUUUCUGUUAUGAAACUUAGAAAUUUCUUAUGUAUGUACAUGUAUAGCAAAAAUAAGCGCAGGCCUAAAUGUAAUGAUGAAAUUCUGAGUACUGCAAAUGCAGACUCAGUGUUGUUAGCAACGCUUGACCAGAUAUUUUAAGCUUAUGUUUGAAUAUUAGAAAAACGUGAUAUAUCUACUCUACCAAAUUUAUCGACGUACUUAACUUUAAUUAAUUUCAAUUCCCCAGAUAGCAAAAUGUCAAUAAUAGCUGUAAACAUUUGUAGAGCAAUCUGUAGAAAAACAACAAAUAUUUGUCAAAUAUUACAAUCAAGUAUCGCAUGCAAUGUUAUAACAUUAAUCUGUAAAAGAAUGUAAGUCAUACCAUUGUUUAACGGAAAAAUGAUCAAUCUUAUUGCUAUCUGGAUAAUUAUAUUUAUCAUUAUGCUGUUGUAUGAUAUACAUAUGCGUGUAAAAUAGUUGGCCUGGAUGCACCAUUAUGCGAAGAAUCUAAAAGAAUUUUCAUGUAUUCAAAAAUUUUGUAUGUGCUUGGAUGAAAUAUCUUGCAAACUGGUGUACUAUGCUGAGUAAUUACAAUUUUUGAACCCCAUCAUUUCGAAUGCAAUUUAAUUGUGUUCUUUAUGCCAAGCAAAGGCUUGUGUCCUUUUUACAGAGUAAUUAAUAAAUUGAAAAAGCAAUAAACGGUUUCAAACAAGGUGCAAUCAUAGUUUACAACAAGUUAAUAAUUCCAAAUCUAAACAAGUAGCAGUGUUAAACAUUUUGGUGCUUCAGACCUUUGAGUGGCGCAAUCCUUUUUCUUUAAUUCUACUAACGUAAGCUUCUGUCAAUGUCUUUCAAAAACUCAAGGUGAUUCGAAUGUAAAAAUAAUCGUAUUUUCAUUUUUAUUUAUGUGUUGAAUAUUUAACAGAUUUUGCCGGCCAAUACAUGGGGCAUUCAGUACGGAUAAUACAGAAUUCUUAUCACUGUUCGGAACACCUUGAUCUUGCAAGUAUCUGUGCUUUUUGAAUAUGAGACUCUACUAAUGUAACAAAUCCUUAUUAAUUUCACUUGGAUAUUUAGAAAUUAAGAUAAUCUUUGCCAACAGGAUACCGGAUUGCAGUUAACGAGAAAAUAAUACCUCUUUUUUUAUUGAUUAAUGAUAUGUCAAAAAAUAACCAUACGUUUCGAUCAAUUUAAAGAAAAAUGUAUACGUCAAAUGAAAAAAGAUUUUUGAUUCACGCUGAAACUCGUCACUCGACUACUGUAAGAAUGUCACGUGAUAAUGGUAAUAAAAAAAAACACAGCAUGUCAUUAAGGUA